Messenger RNA from Penicillium argentinense, 729 nucleotides. RefSeq names its product centromere protein H. The transcript has 3 exons. The coding region runs from base 1 to 729 and encodes 242 amino acids. Gene Ontology annotation, biological process: kinetochore assembly. Gene Ontology annotation, cellular component: kinetochore. The record is from RefSeq and is a predicted model, not a curated record. Lineage: Eukaryota; Fungi; Ascomycota; Eurotiomycetes; Eurotiales; Aspergillaceae.
AUGGCGACCAAACAUGGCCCUUUGCCGCAUCUGCGGCCAGGCGAGCUGACCCUCCUUGACUACGCGGCGGACGACUCCCGUGAUGUUGUGACUCUGUCUGAUCAAGAGGCGCUGAUCUUGCAGCUUGCCAACCAGCUUCAGGAACAACAGCUUGAAAAGGCAUUACUGGAAUCAGUCCCUGAACCCGAAACAAGUCCGCCCUCAAGCGACGAACUCGACAAAGAGCUCGCGAUCGCGGAACGCGAGUUCUUAGAGGCGCGCGCCACCUACACAGUCAGAAGGAAAGCGGCUCGUACGAUCCUCAUGACCGAUCCCAUCCUGAAAGCAGUUCACCUGAAAGCGACCACCCCUCCUGAACGAGCGCUCCUCCGUCUGGUAAAUCGACGCGAUGUGCUCGCGCUAGCACACGAGAAUCUAGCCUCGGCACAUGACCAGGUGUUGAAACAGCUCUCCGGCCUCGAGGUCGAGAAUCUACAGAUCAACCAGGAAAACCGCGAACUGGUACAACAGCUUCUCGAGCUCACCAAGCAGGAUUCUUCGUGGCGAGAGGAGCUCAAAGACGCAAAACUCUUAUCGCAGCUGGAUCAGCUGGAGGCCGAUUUCAAGACCAGCAAAGCUAAAUGGGAAACCGUGAAGAGCAUUGCCAGUGCGAUGGUUGUCGCCAGCGGCUUGAACUGGGCCGACGAUGACAAGCUCCAGGCUUUGGUUUUAGAUGAAAGCGAUGACUGA